UUAAACUGUACACUCUCAGUGAGUUUAGUUCAUUGAAAACCAUAAAUCCGCUUCCAGUAAAAAAGUACGCUGUUUCUUUAACUGACCUUGCCUUGAGUAAACAUUACCGUGCUCGCUAGUAUUUUACACAGAGCGCUGCUACUGCCUCUGCCAUAACUUCGCAGAGCCCGGGACAUCAUCUAUUACUUGGAAAGAGAGGAAAUAAAUCAUCAAAAGAAAAAUUAUUUACAGAGGACGUUAACAGUAGGACUCCGCGUGUGUUCACCUCUGUGUCUGAUGGGCUCCCCUGUCUGCGGCUCACACCAGGAAGUGAGCAGGUGAGACGCACCUGUUUGGAACGCAGACUGAAACUCAACAAUAUCUAACUGCUUGCAAAGAGUUCGGAUAACUGUAUGAUAUGUCAAAACGCACAUCACGUACAUUACUCCAAACACAUAUUCGCUGAUAAAAAGAAGACAUGGACUUAGACCUCAACAGGGCUCCAAAGCCGGAUUACGUGUUGCGUUUUUGAAAUCCCGAUACAGGUGGGACGCGAAAUUGUUCACACGAGUUUCGGACAUUGUUAUGGGGAAUCAAGUGGAGAAACUUACCCAUUUGAAUUACAAUGAAUUACCCACGACUGACCCUAAUGGAUUCGACCCAGAAGACGACACUCCACGCAUCGGCGUGUCUUAUAUUUUCUCUGCGGAUGACGACGAGCUAGAGGACAACAUCGAGGAUACUGAAAAGGACGACGUGAAACAUUACGACUGCCGCAAUGAAUUAGAAUGCGCGGUCUAUUAUCGUGACGAGUGUAUAUACGAAAGAAACAGCAGGUUCGGGGAAGUGGGAACGCUCUCGUGCGAGAACUUACCGAAUAAGUGCAACCCCGGUGACCUGGUGGAGUUUGUGGCUAUCGGCCAGUACCCGCACUGGGCAGUAUGUGUUGGCGACCUACAGGUAGUUCAUUUUUACAGAAACGAGAUUAAAUGCGACUUUCUUUUGGACGCAAGUCAAGGUAAAAGGGGCCGAAUUGUAAACGACCUGUAUAAGUUCCGCGCGCUGAGCCCGGAUGUUGUGGUGCAGAAUGCCAUGGAGCAAGUGGGGAUGAAAGAGCGAGAUGUGUGCUGGAAGAACUCUGAAUGCUUCGCUGCCUGGUGCAGGUUUGGCAAACGUGAAUUCAAAAUUGGAGGGGAGAUUCGAAUUGGAAAGCAGCCGUACAAGAUGAAACUGCAGCUGUCGGAGAAGAAAAGUCACGUUUUGGACUUUCAAAGUUUAGAGGACUUGAUCAUGGAGAAGAGGAGAAACGACCAAAUGGGAAGGGAAGCCGUCAUACAGGAACUGGAGAAUCAUUUAAAUGCCACAGAAGACACUGAGAAUGAUUACAACAAUUGUAACUGAUGGGUUCUCCAGUGGGCAAACAGCCUCAUCGUGGAGGAUAUAUGGGCUUUAUUUGUAAUCACCACAAGCACAGCGGUAGUGUUGCAAUAGUGUUCAUCUGUUUCUCAAGAGAGUUUUUGUCAGCAGCACUUUUAUAAAUUGGACAACUUCAACUUGUUAGUAAUGAUAAUCCUGGUGUUUUUGUAUUAAGGACACCAUUCCCUCACUUUGCUAGAUUUACAUCUAAGGGAACGUUUUACAAGCCUUUCCAUAAUGAUCUCAUGUAUUACCUUGUCACAUAUAGCCUAUUUCAAUAAAGUCUGAUUAUUUUUACUUAAA
Molecule: messenger RNA, 1698 nt
Organism: Pimephales promelas (fathead minnow)
Lineage: Eukaryota; Metazoa; Chordata; Actinopteri; Cypriniformes; Leuciscidae
Gene: lratd2b
Product: LRAT domain containing 2b
Source: RefSeq, a predicted model, not a curated record